This is a messenger RNA of Suricata suricatta (meerkat), 1387 nucleotides long. It is a transcript of the gene NAGK, whose product is annotated as N-acetylglucosamine kinase. Gene Ontology annotation, molecular function: N-acetylglucosamine kinase activity. Lineage: Eukaryota; Metazoa; Chordata; Mammalia; Carnivora; Herpestidae. The record is from RefSeq and is a predicted model, not a curated record. Bases 411 to 1292 code for a protein of 293 amino acids. The transcript is spliced from 10 exons.
CCGGGCGCUGGGGGGGUAGGCAGGGCACGAGGUGUCUAGCAGGUGGGAACAGGACACACCUUUCUGGGAUCUGGUAUCCAUCUCCGGAGGCAGGGUCCAGGAGGUGGGGAGAGAUCCGCCCGGGGUCUGGAGUUGCCUCUGAGGCCCGCGCUCGUUCAGGCCGAAGGUCUCGCCGGGGCGGGCCGGGCUUGGGCCGCCACGCCCCGCGCAGUCAGCAGGACGGCUCCGACGUUCACGUGACGCGGGCGGCGCCGAAAGGGCAGGGGAGGCUCACAGUCCAAGGUCCUUUUACUCUCAGAGGAUGGACAGAUCCUGGCAGAAGAAGAUGGACUCAGCACAAACCACUGGGUAAAGGCCCCAGUGAGGGACCACUGAUCGGGAAGGACAAGUGUUUGGAGAGGAUCAACGAGAUGGUGAACAGGGCUAAGAUGAAAGCAGGGGUGGAUCCUCUGGUCCCUCUACGAAGCUUGGGCCUGUGUCUGAGUGGUGGGGAGCAGGCGGACGCGGUGAAGAAGCUGACAGAGGAGCUGAGGGAACGAUUUCCCUACCUGAGCGAAAGCUACUUAAUCACCACCGAUGCCACCGGCUCCAUCGCCACAGCCACGCAGGAUGGUGGCAUCGUGCUCAUCUCUGGGACGGGUUCCAACUGCAGGCUUAUCAACCCCGAUGGCUCAGAGAGUGGCUGCGGCGGCUGGGGCCACAUGAUGGGGGACGAGGGCUCAGCCUACUGGAUUGCACACCAAGCAGUGAAAAUAGUGUUUGAUUCUAUUGACAACCUAGAGACGGCUCCUCAUGACAUUGGCUACAUCAAACAGGCGAUGUUCAACUAUUUCCAGGUGCCAGAUCGGCUAGGAAUCCUCACCCACCUGUACAGGGACUUUGAUAAAUGCAGGUUUGCUGGGUUUUGCCGGAAAGUUGCAGAAGGUGCUCAGCAAGGAGAUCCCCUUUCCCGUUUUGUCUUCAGGAAGGCUGGGGAGAUGCUGGGCAGACAUGUGGUGGCCGUGUUGCCUGAGGUUGACCCGGUCUUGUUCCAGAGGGAGAUGGGCCUCCCCAUCCUGUGUGUGGGCUCUGUGUGGAACAGCUGGGAGCUGCUGAGGGAAGGUUUCAUCCUGGCGCUGACCCAGGGCAGAGAGAUCCAGGCCCAGAACUCCUUCUCUAGCUUCACCCUGAUGAAACUUCGAUACUCCUCUGCCCUGGGCGGGGCCAGCCUAGGGGCCAGGCACAUUGGGCACCUCCUCCCCAUGGACUACACUGCCAAUGCCAUUGCCUUCUACUCCUACACCUUCUCCUAAGGGGCUUGCCCUGACUCUACCACUACAAGCCCAGUGGACUUUGAGUACUGGAAAGGAGGCGGCUCUUUUCCUUUCCCUUUUUUUUUUUUUUUAAU